Molecule: messenger RNA, 2736 nt
Organism: Symbiodinium necroappetens
Lineage: Eukaryota; Dinophyceae; Suessiales; Symbiodiniaceae
Source: the annotation of a GenBank genome assembly
AUGUCGCUCCAACCCUCACUUCUUGGUGUCCUACGCCUCUUGGAGACUAUCGAUGCAAAAAUGUUGGUGUUUCGAAGCCUUGACUCCCACAUGUCGCAGGACACGAGUGAGCCCCUGAAGCUAUCGUCGGAUCUUAUCCAGAAGUUGAUGCGUUCGCCCCUCAUGGCGCGUGUCGACGGACAUCCUGGUCAGAUAUUGAAGGCAGCAGCGGAGGUGCGAAUGGACUUGCCUUCGCUGUUGCGCCACCCGUUCUUGGAGCAGAGCUCCAACGACUCGAUUGAACAGCCGGCGGAUGGCGAGGCACAUUCAAAUUCCGAGGUGUUCGAGUUGGAGCGCAUACGAUGGAAAGUUCGCGGCGUGCCCAUUUCAACAGGCCACAGGAUCCAGCUAGUCGUGUUUCUGGCAAUGGGAGGAAAUGCGUCUCGUGCUGCUUCAAGCUGCCACUGCAACAGAGAAGAGGAGAAUCUCUUGAAGGAGACAACGGGAGAUGCUAGCGUUUCUAGCGACAUCGAACAACCUCACCCAUCAAGCAGUGCAAUCAACGUCAUGGGGUGCCAACUUAAGCCGAAGUUCGGGAGAGCGCAGUACGUGAUGGUCUUUCCAAACCGACGACCGGGUCUGGACGAGAGCAGUGCUGAUGCUGAACAGUUCCGGAAGCCUGUCCCAUCGGCCGUUUCAGAUUGGAAGGACAUAUUCCAGCAAAGCGAGCCCCCGAGUACGAUCAAAAACGGAAUGGCAUUUCAGGACUUCGUGUGUGAAGUUAUCAAGAAUGUGCAGCUGGUGCUUGAGCGCAUUGGCUGUAACAUUGAACGGGAUUGCUCUGUGGAUGAUGACGAGGUAUUCCUGGUAAUUCAAGUUACUAACCACGAGACGCUCGACUCAAUGGCAGAAAGGAUGGAGGCCCGAGCUCAAGUAAAGCCCAAGGCCUACGAGCGGAAGACCUUCAAAUGCCCGACGGACGUCAAAUUGCGCGAAGGUGAUGGCAGCGAAGCAACUUUCAAGCGCACCGACACAGGUGACCGGUAUCUAAAUGGGACAGUGAUCGACAAUUCCUGCCCAGCCUUCGUCCGAUUUUCUAAAGACAUCAAAGACAAGGUGGAGGACUUUACUGAGCCUGAACAGCUGCGGAUUGUGCGGCGGACGAUCCUGCCGAAGAUAGAUUUGGCUGCGCUGGAGGAGACAAAGGUGCUCACCCAGUUUUUUGCAGCCCACGACUGGGAUUCCUUACAGGAGCUUUACAAUCGUGGCUGGAGCGACCCGACAAGGCUUUUUGUAUGGCCGAGCCACACGAUGCCCGACUACCUGGCUAACUACUUCGGGGUGCAGGUGGCCUACUACUAUCAUUUCUGCAACAUGUAUACAAGGUCUCUGCUGGGGCCAGCCAUCUGUAGCAUCCUCGUCCUAAGCAUGCGCUUCAGCGGCUGGCUGAGCCAUCAUCAGCGGCAGUUGGUGAACAUGAUCUAUGGCAUCGGGCUGUGCGUUUGGACGACCUAUUUCCUGGCCAGCUACAAUCAGAGCCUACGCUUCAAGAGCUUGCGAUGGGGCAUGGAUGGCACGAACUCUGCUUCUGCUGCGGUUCGACGGCAAUUCAGAGACGACUACCGCGACACGGUGCGGGAGAGACUCGACAAUAUAUUUCACUGGAUGUUGUGCGCGCUUUUCAUCUGCGAGACUGUCGGAGUGAUUGCAUUCAUCAGUUCCAGGAGAUUAGCUGCCUUUAACAAUCCGGAUGGUGCUACCUUCGGCCUGCCCAACAAUGUUGCCGUUCAUGCUUUCAAGUACAUCAUCAUUGCCAACAUUAAGACAGUGAACGCUCUGUGGACUCGCCUCUCCCCAUAUCUGAGCAACCGUCAGAACUGGCGAACAGAUGUGGAGCUCAAGUCAAACAUGGUGCUGAAGCUUUUUGCAGUGAAGUUUGUGGUCUUUUACUAUCCUUUCUUUUAUACCGUUUUCCUCCAGCCAUACAUAGAAGGCUGUGAGGGCGACGUGAUGGAAGGUUGUCUUGCCCAAUUGCGGUCUGAUUUGGCCAGCUUCUUUGUGUUCCAGUUGAUUUUGGAAGCAGGUGAGGUCCUUUUCAUGCUCGCUAUGGUCAAAUGGCGAAUUUCGACAGAACUGGCGAACAAAAAGAAGAUCGCUGGCGAGGAAUACCACGAGGACCGGCCCUACCUUACUUACUUGGAGUAUCAAGCAUUGUGCAAGCCCUACACAGUAACUGACGAAGUCGCUGACUACAUGAAUGGGGUCCUCAACUUUGGCUUUGUCGCGCUGUUCGGCGUAACAACUCCAAGUAUUUGCAUCCUGUGCUUUUUGGGUGCUUUUCCCGCGAAGAGGCUCACUGCCUACAAGCUGUGCUUCGCUAAGCAGCGUGUCAUCCCACGCGUGCAGCACGGAAUCGGUUCAUGGUCUUACAUCUUGUAUUUCUUGGCAUAUGUAGGGGCCACUUCCACCUGUUACAUCGUCAUGUUCCUCUUUGACAGCUGGGAUCUGAGUCCCUGCCAGAGUGUGCUCGCCUUUGUCUUCGCCGAGAGGGUGGUUUGGGCACUCCAGUUCGUCGUUCAUUCGCUCCUUGGGGCAAAGUCAGUGGCCCAGAAGAGGAUCGAGGAAUACAACGACAACGUGUUGGAGGCAGUGCUGGAGAGACACGGGCCGGAGACAAUCGCUCAGGGUUCAACAAGACAGAGCGCUCGUUAUUCACGCUUCUCCCAGCAAAUUCAGGAGGAGAAAAAGUCUGCGUGA